Messenger RNA from Miscanthus lutarioriparius, 1050 nucleotides. NCBI's taxonomy places the organism in Eukaryota, Viridiplantae, Streptophyta, Magnoliopsida, Poales, Poaceae. The record is from the annotation of a GenBank genome assembly.
AUGACGGAGAAGAUGACGAGCACAGCCUCGGCGCAGGAGGACUCAAGGCCGGGAACAGAGCGUGUCGCAGAGCUACAGGGAGGAAAGAUCCAUGCCGUUCCAUGGGGACUACCUUAUGGCGCCCUUGGUAUCAAGCAUUUUGCUGAGGACCUCUUGAGAGGCGCCAUUUUUCUCCAGGAGUCCCUUGCGAUGCUUGAGAGAUUCCAAGCUGCAUCACAGAGCAUGAGACUACCCAACAAGAAGAGAAGACCAGAAACUGGUGAAAAGUCUCCUGAAAUAGACACCAUAAUACGUGAAGUCCUCCUGAGACCAUCAAAUGCCAAGCAGGUAUUACCUAGAACUGUUAACGAUGGAUUAAGACAGCAGUUAAGCAAUUCUACUGAUGAUUUGAAGAAUGUGGUCAAGGAUAGUUUCUACAAGAAGAACCACACGUCGGUGUCCAAUGAUGAGCAGGCCUCUUUGAGCCAGUCAGCACGGUACUUGCCGAACAAUUAUCUAGCGUCCAACCCUACUCAGCAGAAGAAAGUGGUGCCCAGAUCGUUGCCAUCUUGUGCAGCGGUACAACCUGGAAAGUCUAAAGGCCCAUGCUUGGUAGCCAAGCUCAUGGGUCUUGAUGGAUUGCCCUCACCGAAAGGCAACUCUACCGUGAAAGACGAUAAGAUUAAGACAGCGAGUUCACCAAGAGCACUGUUUGAUAUUGAGAGGCCCAAGUCAAAAGGGCUACCGCCACAAUUAUUCAGAGAGGAGACUGGUUUUGAUACGGAGGUGUGUAGGUCAGAAAAGCUGCCACCAGAACAAUAUAAUGUUCAAAAGAAUUCUACUAGUUCACAGAAGGGCAUCGGUACUUCAUAUAAUACCAGAGCGAUUAAUGAGAUUGCAUCGAUGAAAUCAAUUCACAGAGUGAUAAAUGUUGAACAGGCUCGACCAAAAUCCCCGAAAGAAAUCAAGAUAGUCUCUCCUACAAGCAGAAAGCAACAGGCAAAUGAGAACACUGAGAUUAAUAGGAAGACCAUGGAAAUCAGUUGCAUCAAGAAGCAGUCAUACUUGUGA